CCGUCAUCCUCCCCUUCAAUAUCCAUCCUAUCAGCAUCAUCACCCCCAAUCUCGAAAGGAUCCUCCAUAACCAAAUCCACCCUCUCCACCCCCUUCCCAUCUCCUACCCGUGCCGUAUCCCCAAACCGAGCUUGCGCGACCAGCUUGGCCCGUUUAUUCACCCUCUCUUCCACCGUCGGUCUCUCCCUCCUCUUCUUAUCACCAUUCCCUUGUUCUUCCUCCUCUGCUGCAUGGCUCAACGGUGGGCUAGGCAAAACAGUACUCAACGGGGACUCUUUGACCUUCUCAUCCGCAUAGAUACUCCACCCACCACCUGCCGCAUUGCCUCUCGUCGCGCCCCUUCGAUCGAGCAACCCCUCCAGAUUUCUUGUCGUCAAAGAAGUACUCUGCAGCGUGACCCUCUGCCUCGGCAGUGACAGCGCCUUUGGUAUCCCCUCCACCAGCAGUGCCCUAAGGGAUUUCGAUUCUGACGCCCCUGCCGGGCCGGUAGAGGUGGGUUUAGAAAUAAAAAUGUUUGGUGAGCCAUCCGGGAAAGCGAUGAGUAUCGUCUUGGAGCCAGUGUCCAUGUUGCCAUUGGAGGAUAGGGACAAAGGGGUGUUGUAGGGGGAGUCAAUGACAAAGAUCCUCAGUAUCAGUAAGGGAAGCGUCUUGUGACGGUCGAGGUUGUAGUGUGCUUUGAUAUCAGGCAGGAUUUGAGCCUGGAGCGAUUUGAGAAACAACGAAGGGUGAAACCUUGGUAUGGUUAGUGAUGUUUUGUCGGCUUCCAGCGGCUGCACCUCGCCGUCGUCGUCCUCUGUUGGUGCUUUCAGCGGGACUAUGUUAUAGGCUGACCAUUUCUGGGAGGUUGGGUGGUCGUAGAGGUAUUGCAGGUCUGCGAUGGCGAGCUGGUAGAGCGAUACCCCGUGGCGCCAGUCGCCUGUGGUGAUUCUGUCUAGGACAUCUCUUUUGGAGCCUUUACGAUUCUGGAGGGAGAGGUACUCUUCCCGGAGCUCCUCCGGGGAUGAGGCAGGGGGGUAGAAGUCGCCGUCAUCUUCUUCUUCAUCGUCGUCCUGGUCUGGACGGAGGUAGGGGGUGGCUAGAGAUAGGUUGUCCUCGUCUAGCCAGUCCAAGGCAACAGAGAUGAGAGAAGCGCGUGAGAGCCGGCUAAGAAUUUUGGUGACUGUUGUGCUGGAAGGGUUGACGCGUAGAGAGGAGGGCAGAGGCGCUGUGGUAGGGACUGAUAUUCGGGACAUCUUCGGGCUUAUGAAUGAUGAUGCUGGAGAUUAAGAAACAAAUGGAGCUCCGUGAAAGCAAACAGAAUGGGUUGCCGUAGCCGGGGUGUUCCGGAGAGGGUCCGUUCCGGCGAACGUCAACAAUGGAUCCGCUCGCACCGUGUUUCCGGCGAGCUUCGGGGGGGUGCAGGCCGAGAAACCCGGAAUUGAUUUACAGAGCUGAGCUGGUCCAGAGCCCCCACGCCGUUUUGCAGAACGUGUUGGCAGUUGGAGCGCGUUCUCGCGUCACAUGGUGGUCUGGACCGCAGUGUGUGGCCCGUGCUCUUACCUAGGUGAGCUUCACCCCGCAAAUCACAACGGCACAGCGCCCACGCACCCCGCACGCCUCAAUAUCUUGGAUUUUGACAUGUCUCAUCAGCGUUUCCUCUUCUUUUGAUGGUUCUAGAUGAACGGUAGUACACAGUGUAUUCUGAAAAAAAAAUCCGACCAAAAGAACAGCUACCAUUAAAAGAUUUUAGACGAUAGGAAGGGGCAAGCGUCUAUAUCGAGCCGCUGACGUUGCCGAGCCACGUAUCGGGGUGCCGAGUAUCGGAGCGCGCGGAGACAGGUGGGAGCCAAGCAACAGACAAAGAAAGGGCGGGAAAACACGUUCCUGUACCUGUCGUGAUAGGGUCAAUGGCACAAAGAAGGCCCUGAGACUGAAGAGACUGAAGGUUUCGUAGGAGCGGAAUUGCUAACGCAGGUUCGUGAUGGAAAUGCAAAAAAUUGUCUGCAAGCGCGUGGUUCUUAGCAGUGAUUGGAGUCCUGUCCGUCUGAAGAGAGGGGCACUCGGGCAAUUUGGGUCUCGGCUACCGAGAGCGUGGGAGUCAAUGUGCCUCUGACUAAUAGCGACCAUCGGACCGUGGGUAUAGCGGGAAGCGCACCAGGGUUAUCCCACCAAAUCCACGUUGAGCGCUGUCUUCCGACUGUCUUCCCACUGGCCCGGGCGCCGAUUUCUUGAACUGUUCUCAUGUCCAGUCUCCAUUACUCUUCCACUUCAGCAACACACUGGCUGCCAACUUGAGGCCAUCAUCUCCAGCAGAGGGCCCCGUCUCCCAGCUAGCUCUCACUGCCCUACAUCCACCGACCCGUCUAGCUCUUUGUUUCAGCCAAAGACGCUUACUCGCCCGUACAACGCUCGCUUCCUUUUAGGAACUGAAGCCGAAGCGAGUGCCGAUUUGUUCUCCGGCCACCAAAGGACGCCCCGCCUCAUUCACCUCCCCUCGACCGACCCUUUGUCUCCCGCCCACCGCCCACCUGCCGACAUAUUCGCAAUUGUCUAAAUCUCAAAGGAACGGAUUUCGCAAUCACCAAUUCCACUCGACGACCAAAGACUCUUAAACGCCCCUCAGGCAAUCACCCCCGCGAGCGCGCGUGCUGGAGCUUUUAUUCGACGUUUGACAAGAGAGAGGAAUUAAACAUCGCCAUGGCCUACUCCAGCGCGCGGAGAGGUGUCAAUGUGACCCAAUAUCUCCGUGAAUUGAACCAAGAUGGCGGCGUGGUAGAGGAGACGCUCAUCACGGAUGAAGACCUCGCCAAGGACCUUGCGCUCUUUACCAACACUCAGUUCUUCGACUUUGAGACUGGCCAGAACACCGACUACCAAGCGCCACCUGUCAAGCCCGACACAUUACAAACAUCACCAACCGAGGAGUUGACGUCGGCCGACUCUAUCAUGGGUGACUUUGGCUUUUCUGAUUUUUCCAUCCCAGGCGACUACAGCUUCGGUGAUUUUGGCAGCAACUACACCUCGCCCACGGUCCCGGCCUUCCCAGACAACCUAGGCAACCUGCAGCCCAUCCAGCCCACCCCCCAAUCCUCCUAUGCCCCGCCAGUCCCCCAGCAGCACCAGCCAGGUCCCCCGAACCGCAUCCUGAGCUUCGAAGACGCGUCGCGCAUGGCCGCUGAGGAGGACAAGAGGAGACGCAACACGGCCGCCAGCGCACGCUUCCGCAUCAAGAAGAAGCAGAGGGAGCAGGCCCUCGAAAAAUCGGCCAAGGAGAUGACGGAGAAGGUUACCAUGCUGGAGGGACGCAUCUCUGCCCUCGAGACGGAGAACAAGUGGCUCAAGUCGCUCGUGACGGAGAAACACGGCGACAAGCAGGACAUUCUCGAGAAGUUCUUCAAGGAGUUUGCGGCCAGGGAAGCCAAGAAAGGAUCGUCGUCUUCGGGUAUCAAGGACAGCAUCAGCGCUGCCAGCUCCGCCACCGCCGUUGACGACUCGGACAAGUCGCCCGCCAAGAGGAAGGAUUGAGGUAUUCUUUGGUGACAAGAAUAUCAUAAUCUGGUUUUCUUAUCUGGGCUCUUCCGGUUUCGAGUCAUUUCAUCAGCGAGGGGUUUAACGGUGGGGGAUUGGAGAGGCCCUUUUUGCUGCGGAUAUACCAUAUCAUCAUCAUCAUCAUUCAAAUCAUCGAAGGCGUUUCAUCUCGACUUAUUCGGUCUUUUUUUGUUUUUGUUUCUUGUUUUGGUCUUGUCUGAUUUUACGACUUGCUUUUUUCAUUAUACCUGGUCCAUUUACCUUGGGUUUCCGGUGUUCUGGAGCUUUAAGGGAAAGCGGGAAGGGAAUAAGGCAAUUAUUUGGGGGGUGGGGAAGAGUAGGGAGUGGGUGGGAUUUCAGCUGAAAGGCUGGAGGGAAAAGAACGGAGGGGUGAUUUUGUUUAGUACUGUUUGCUUUUGGUGUUUUUACGAAGCUUGCAAGCUACAGAUCUCAUCAUCACUUUGUACCACAAGGCAGUUACAGAACACUGGUGGUCGUAUGAUGUCUUGUAUUUCACAUGGAUACAAGAGUUAUAUGAAUACUUUUACGAAGUUGAUGAAUGGGAUGGUCGGGUAGCGCAUAUAUAGCGACAAGAGGAAUAUAAAUAUACAAAAGUCAUAACAAAAUAUCAUGAUCACAUUGAUUGUUGAACACUAUUCUACUACUCUUUCUUUUCUGCUGUGUUGUUUUCAUCACCACCACGUAGAGUGGCCAAACGCAACUGGUUCCUCUUUCCCAGGACCCGAAGCGUGUUUUCCCUCUCGAACGAGGACAUCUCCUGCCAGUUGGCGAUGCGGGCCAGGGUGCCGUCCCUGUUGACGACCAUUGGUCCGAGGGCGUCGAGGGAGAUGGGGGCCCCGUUUACGACGACGGUGGUUGUUUUGCCUGGGGUUUCGGUCUCCUCGGUGCCGGGGGCGGGGAGGGCGGGAAGUGGUUGUUGUUUUGGGCUUGCGACAUUUGCGGUGGGGUCCUCGUCCUGAUGGGUAGUGGUUGCUGUUGUUGUUAUUGUUGUUGUUGAUGGGGUUUCUUCUUGUUCUUGCACAUAGGCGGGUCUAACGGCUGCUGCUGUGGGUGUGGCAGCAGAUGCGGCUGGUGUUGUUGAAGGUUGAUGGAAUGAUGGUGAGCGCCCGGGGUUGGGUGGCGUGCUUGUUGCGGAUGGGGCGGGGCUAGUGGUGGUGGUGCUGGACAUUGUUCUGCGGUGGUGGUGGUGGUGCAGUAGGUGGUUGUGAUGGUGGGGUAGCUGAGUUGAGGCCGUUGAUGAAGAAGAUGGCAAGAGUGUCCGAUGGGAAUGUGCUCUUCUGGGUAGUAGUAGUUGGGCGAAGAGUUGGGGGCGGAGACGCAUCAGUGGGUUGGGGUGAGUGGGCAGCUCACUCUCUUCUCGGAUAGGUGAGAAGGGGAGUGAGAAUGAGGAGGGUUGUGAGAAGGGAAGAAUGAUGUGAUGAUUGUGAUCGAUCUGACAGGAUGUCCCGUUGCAGAUGUGUUGCUUGGUUCUCUUUUGAUGCUUGGGGCGUUUUAAGGUUUGGGAAUGGCUUCGGAUGAUUUACCGUACAGGUGAGGUUUGUCGAUGGAGAUAUUCUUGUAUGUGCUGGUGUUUUCACUGAAUCAUGAUGCUUGAUGGAGACUGGAAACGUCUAGAACAGUCCCCAAUUUUACCUACGGUGUAGCUGAGGUGAGGCUAGCUGUUCACCUUGGAUGUGGUCUGUGCACUAUCUCUAAAUGUUUGCCAAGAAAGACCCUUUGAACCCGUGAGUCUAACAAAAAUGGCGACAUCAACAGUGUUGGUUGAUUUUUUCAGAAAGCCCAUUUAAAACUCUCACAAUAUAUCCUGAUGGCGGUAUUUACAGGUGUGUGACCCGCAGCUAAGGCAGGUUACACUGCUAAAUUGGAGCGAUAUGCGUGGUUGUCCCUGCUGCUGGUUGUCAUCGGUGGUGCUCAUGGUUCGCACAGGGACUUGAUCACGCAAUAUGCUAGCUGGAUGACUCCAGGUCUUCUUUUAAUGGGCCUGGAUUCUUUGCUCCUUCCCGCUUCCGACGGUAACCAGGUGUCUCUGGAAAUCCAGUGGGCAUCGUCGCUUCCCGAAAUGCACUUCCCACUCUGACAGGCUCCUUCCUGAAAGUCUUGACCGGUUAGGUGACCGCUGAAACCUUCCUCUUUCUUUUAUCUUCUUGAUUGACCGAGACGAGACUUCGCUGGCGGCUUGCGACGCGUGAUCGAGAACGUGGUGUGGCAGCCUCGCAGCACGAAUCAACCCCGACAUGACUUCCCCACAGCUCUGAACCAACCACAGCAGCAUGUUGGGCAACAAGAUCAGGGUCUAGCUUCGCUAUGGGGUAAAAGAAAACAGGAAGAGAGCGGGACAAGCACCCGGCCUCCCUCACUCUCCCCUUGGCCAGACCACCGGCGAGUCCUGUGGCUAGGAAAAGUUUGCAGAAGCACUUCAGCUUGCCUGCAGACGAAGGAUCAACGUGGGGGGGGUGAUAGUCUAACUCGUGGUGUUGGAUACCUGGAGUAACAAGCCUCGGCUCUUCACUUUGACCCACGGAACGUUAGGCCUCUGGCCAGUCACUCACCUUGUGUCUUUGAUCUUGUUGGCGAGAAUCUCGAAGAAAAGCCAUCGCCGUUUACAGUACCCUAUUCAAGAAACUACAGAGACGGUAUACUUCCCCUCAAGGUUUCAGGCUCAACUCAAACAAACGUCUUCCCACCAACGCGACUACGCGAACCGAUCCUAGCACACCGAGCCGACCCUCUGUAUUCAAUUGGCCACGUUCAGCCCACACAUACAUAUCCUUCGACCGGUCUGAAGCCCCCACGAGACAAUUUACAGUCACUAUUGAAUACGUUCGGCAUGAUGCGAGUUCAAUAUGCCCGAAUGCCCCUCAGUCUGACCCGUUGCUUGGUUCUUGUCUGUUGGGGACCGACACGGAAUGUAACGGCUCCUUCACGCGGCCCCAUCGGUCGCAACGUUCCGAUGAUAUAGUAGCAGAUGUCGACAAGUCUGCAUGAGUUUCGUCAUUCGAAAUAUCCGACGGCAAGGCGCUCAGAAAGGGAUAAUCCAGUGACUCUACCCGAUGGUAUCGGCAGCUGUUCUUGAUAUUCAAGGGUUGACAUCCACCAGUUUUAGGUUCACACAAGUCUGGUUGAGUAACGCCACUUUCAUCACCACACUCAAAACGAACCAAGACCGAACACAAGACCAGGCCACACUAUUUGAUUUGAAUUCCGGGCGCCCACAUUCGUGGCGUGCGUAGUAUAGCGGGAUUACAUUCUGCUUUUCGAGCGAAGGACUUAGGUUCGAUUCCUAACCACUCACCACACAGCGCAUUUGGCUUUCAGCGUUUGCUUUUGUGAUUUUUCUAUUUUAUCUUUUUUAUAUCCCUCCAGAAGGUCUUUGCUUUUGAGAUUCAACUCAUUACUUCCCCAAAAAAACAAGCCCUCUUCUUACUUACAAUUGUGUCUUCAAUUCAGCAAUACCUAAGUAUUCCACAGGCAUCUCGCGAAGCUUUCAGACCACAUUUUAUGCAUAUGAUCAUUGCGGCCAAUCGGAUCAUGCCGCGCGCGAGUUCGCUCAUGGUUUCAACAAGUCUCACGAUCCAGCAGCAGCACCAACAGCGAAGCAGAGAGUGGUAAAGUGUAUUGCACAGAGACUCAGUUUCAUCGAAUGCUCGAGACUAAACACAGAACAUACAUCAUCUCUCUUGCUUUUACAAAGCAGCCCCAAUUACAACGGUGAUCAACAAAGCCCCAGUCAUAAUCCACCAGUUGGCGGCAUCUCGGCCAGCAGAAUUCCCUCCAUCACCACCACCUCCAUUACCACCUUCGUUUCCUUCUUCAUUGUCAUUUCCUCCAUCACCGCCAUCACCACCAUCUCCACCAUUACCGCCAUCAUUGCCGUCCUCGUCAUCGACAACUUCCCUUUGCGAGGUGUUGACUCUCAUGCACAGGAGUCUCUUCGGGGCAUCAGUGGGAAAGCCGCCGUUGAGAGAUCUUACCAACUGCACCGGUGCGUUGACAAGCAUCAUGUGGAUGGCAUUGUGAUAGUUCCCGUAUAUGGUCUUGUUGUCGAGAUCAGAGUACUCCUCGCUCUGCAGGGAGAAAAACAUUGACCCGGAUCUUGCCUUGCUGAGAUCCACAAACAUUCGACCAGGUAGCAGUCUUGAAUCGGCCAUGUACCCGAGAGAUGAAGCACACUCUGGUGCAUCUGUCCAGGUCCCACCAGGGUUCUGGCAAGGUCCACCGUUGUUCAAGCCUGUGCUUCUGAUGAUGGAGUUGACACAGUCCGGGCCUAAAAUCGGAACACAGGAAGUGUCAUCCGUAUCUUUGUCAGUCCAGAGGUUGGUGAUGUUGGCUGGCCAGCCACGGUCUGUCAGCAGGAACUGAACGGUGCAGAAUGAAUUAUUUCCCAGUUCGGGAAGGGCUUCCGCAAGAGUGCUGUUUCGAGGAGCACCUCCCCAUGUCAAGUCGUACGAGGUGCGGACGGUGAAGUCAUCGGACCUGUUGUUGAAUGGGUCGGUCAGGCUGUCACUUAUGUUGACCCCUGUUACGAGCAACGCUUGUUAGUAUACCACUUUAAUGGAGACAACGUCGUAAACCUACGCCAUGUCCAUUCGAGAUCAGCAAGCGGAAUGACAUCGGGGUACGGGUUGAAGGUGAUGUUUCGAGUCGCGUUUGGGUUUUGGAGAGCCUGUUCUGCGAUCUCAAGACGGGUUUGGGCAGAUGCAAGCGUCACGAGACUGGCGGCGGCUAGUGCCGUUGCUUUGGAGAAAGAAUGCAUCUUCACUGCAGCGUCUCCUGAUUUGAGGUGCAUGUUGAUAAGCUACCCUGGGAUGGACCCAGCUGGAUGGAGGGCUCUUUUAUCCUCAACAGAGCCUCAGUCAAACUUCGACAAAGGCACACAGGGCUCUCAGUCGUCAGCCAAGUCGAUAUUCAGGCAGUGCGAGCGGCAAUGCAUCAUUCGACCAAAGGUUUGACAAGCUUGUUACAAACAGAGUGGCAGGGUUCACCGUCUGUGGAGGUCACAGUUGAGGGAAAAGUGCAACCUUCUCUUUAGGGUCAUUGCCUACUGUCGAAUCAUUCGGUUUGUGUUCUUCUUCUGAUCGAGUAACACGGCGAAUGUUGGUGUGGUUGAAAGUGAGCAGUGAUGAUGGCCUAGGAAUCCUUCUGCUCGAAACGACGUCAGCCAAGCCAAGAUUUUCAACGGCUUUGACCUUUAUGUAUAUUGCUGGGAAUCAAAGCACCAACAGACAGUGCAGACCCAAACAUUCUCAACCUCGAGCACUGCCGACCACCCAAGCUUGGCGGGCAUCACUGAGACAGACGUGAAUGUUAUGUCCGUUUGGGCCGUUGCGACGUUGUAGCUGUGUAACCGGGAAGCCAAGGUUUGAGAUCCGAGUGGACGAAUCAGCUAGGGAACCCAACCCUGGAUGUAAGACAAGAGGCGAUGUCUAUGACGGUGUGUUGCCGUAUGUUUUUGCGGCGUGAGUAUAGUGUUGCUGGUAUCUCGGUGAGCCACGAGCAACGAACAUAUCGCAUCGACGAUUGAGGUUCAUCAGCUGCCAAAAGGGGAGGUAGCCUCUCUGAAUUCAGGUGCCUGUUCGCUAGCUUUACUCGGAGAUUUUAUAUGCGUGAACGGGACGGGCGGGAAGGGUGCAUAAGGCUGAGGGAGAAAGCUGGUG
This is a messenger RNA of Podospora bellae-mahoneyi, 9182 nucleotides long. RefSeq names its product cystathionine gamma-lyase cys3. The transcript has 5 exons. The record is from RefSeq and is a predicted model, not a curated record. Gene Ontology annotation, molecular function: DNA-binding transcription activator activity, RNA polymerase II-specific; RNA polymerase II transcription regulatory region sequence-specific DNA binding. Gene Ontology annotation, cellular component: nucleus. The coding region runs from base 2677 to 3504 and encodes 275 amino acids. Gene Ontology annotation, biological process: regulation of transcription by RNA polymerase II. NCBI's taxonomy places the organism in Eukaryota, Fungi, Ascomycota, Sordariomycetes, Sordariales, Podosporaceae.